Octopus sinensis (East Asian common octopus) is the source of this 8615-nucleotide messenger RNA. Its product is annotated as protein dopey-1. Lineage: Eukaryota; Metazoa; Mollusca; Cephalopoda; Octopoda; Octopodidae. Gene Ontology annotation, cellular component: trans-Golgi network; endosome. Gene Ontology annotation, biological process: Golgi to endosome transport. The transcript has 30 exons. The coding region runs from base 847 to 8271 and encodes 2474 amino acids. The record is from RefSeq and is a predicted model, not a curated record.
GGAAAAGAAGAAAGACAAAAGCAGAGAGGGGGGCAGGAAAGAGAGGAUGAUAAUACCAAAGAGGGAAAAAUGAGACAAUACGAGAGGGUGUGUGAAAGAGUGUGAGAGAGAGAGAGAGAGAGCGUAGUGACAUCACAUGUAAUCAACAAAACCAAAUAUCCUGACAUGUCGUGGCUACCUUCAACGCUAUCAUGUUUCUUGCCUGUCGGGAGCUAUUGUUGCUUCCACUGGUCUUAAUGUUUACUUAUCUAUUCAAAAUCUCAUUAUAGAAUCCUUUUUUUUUUUUUAAAGUAGUUCACUAUAUUUGUGUAUUCUUCAUCUCUUAGCCUAUAUAGAUAUACUUCUGUAAUUGUAUUUCCAAUGCACUCUCUACAUAUUAUAAUUUCGACCCUGGACACACUCUGACCACAACGCUGCUGUGAUUUUACAAAUCAUUAAUCUUUACCUCCUUAAUACAAACUCAUUUUAUGCAGCACAUUCAAUCAAUUUUGUAUAAGUUCUCAUAUAAUAACCAACACAUUCAAAGUAUUACAAACACAUCAGUUUAUAUAACGAGUGAAAAAAUACUGCUUUAUGUUACUUUGUAUGUUUUACACGUUCAAUUCAGCUGGUUGACAUUUGUUUCUGUUAUUUCAUGGAAUUAAUACAAUUGUAUACCUAUUAAAAUGGUGGAAAUAUAAUUAUUACGCUUUCAUUACUGAAAUGGGAAAAUCACUUGAUUUUUAUGCCCUGGUGAACUUGUUAAUGCUGUAAUGAAACUGAAAUUCUCAAGCAAUCGAGACCAUGACUGUACUUGCAUAUUCCUUUGGAUAUUUUGAAUAUUGAAAGAAACCAAAAAAAGUCAAAAUGAGUAUGCUUACUGUGGAGGAGUGUGAGCUCCUCGGAGACUCUAAGUAUCGCUCGUACAUAUCGCAAGUCGAAAAGGCUCUGAAAUACUUUGAAACAACCAGUGAAUGGGCUGAUUUAAUAUCAGCCCUGGGAAAACUCAAUAAGGUAUUGCUGUCACAUAUGAAAUACCCUGUCAUCCCCAAAAGAGUGAUAAUCGGUAAACGAUUAGCCCAGUGUCUUCAUCCAGCUUUACCAAGUGGUGUCCAUCUGAAAGCUCUUGAAACCUAUGAUAUCAUCUUCAAAAGUAUUGGUCUUGAGCGUUUGUCCCAAGAUCUCUUUAUCUACACUGCAGGUCUUUUCCCCCUCAUGAGUUAUGCUGCCAUGAAUGUGAAGCCAGUUCUUUUAGAUCUCUAUGAGUGCCAUUUUGUACCUUUAGGAAAACAUAUAAAACCAGGUCUAAAUGGACUUCUACUUGGAUUGUUACCUGGCAUGGAAGAGGGUUCAGAACUAUCCUACAGGUGUGAUAAAUUGCUGGUGGAUUUCAGUCAGGUGACUGAUGAGAGUUACUUCUACAGUUGUAUGUGGCAGUGUAUCUACACCUUCCCUGCUGCUAGACUUCAGGCAAUCACUUUCUUAUUGACACACUACAAUAAAAAGCAGAGCAUGGAAGAUCAGCUGUAUAUGAUGGGCCUUAAUAUCGACCUCAUGGUACAAGCAGCAUGUACAGCUGUUCAAGAUAGCAUUGUCCUAGUUCAGAGAAGUCUGUUAGAUUUUCUCUUGAUAGCAUUCCCCAUGCAUAAUGCUCAGUUGACCAAAGCUGAUAUGUUGAAGAUUCUGAAAGCUUCUGUUACUGUAAUACUACGCAGGGACAUGUCUUUAAAUCGAAGAUUGUAUGCUUGGUUGUUGGGGACUGAUUGUAAUGGAGUCCCUUUAGCAGGUGCAAUUGAUGCUCGGCAACGUCACUCUACUAUGUCUAAUGAUUCAGUUGAGAAUAAUACUGCUUCCAGUGAAGGAGAAAAGGACCAAUCUUACUUUCAUACUUUUUCAAAAGACUUACUUGUCUUAGCUCUGAAAGCACGACUUUAUGAAAGUUCUUGCACACCAGAUAAUCCUAAUGAUGAGUCAUCUGCAAAAGCUUCCAUUUUACAGCCAUUCCGAAUUCUCAUCAGUCUUUUGGAUAAACCUGAAAUUGGACCGGUGAUCUUAGAAAAUGUGCUAUGGGCUAUUUUCCGAAGUCUUUAUAAAGAGUGUAAAGUUCCUUCAUCAAAUUCUAAGACAGCUUCCCCACAACGUGAUGAGAAAGUUAUUACUGAACUUCUGAAGACUGCUAAUUUGCUUUUUAACUCUUUUGAACCUUUUUAUAUUUGGGAUUUUAUUGGAAGAAUGUUUGAAUUGGCCUGCCAGAAGAGUUCUAUGCAGGUUCAGACAGCAAAAGUUAACCAUUCUGAUUUAGAAUCUUCCUCUGACAUGCCUGAUUUCAUCGAACUUUGUGAAUUGUGUAACUUCCUUCUUGAUGUUAUUUCAUUAGAAACAUAUUUGGAAACACAGACAGAGUUUCUUCCAAAUCUUCUUCGGAGAAUGAUAACAUCAUUGAUACAUUGCAGUGAUAAGCUACAUAGCAAUCAGAUAAUGUAUAGUCUUAAGUUGUGUGAUAAAAUUUUAACUCGUGCCCAACCAUCCAUGACAGUCAUUGAGACUGGGGAUCAAGAAGAGGUUGUAAAUAAUGUAUUUUCUGUGGACAACUACUCAAAUGAAAGACAAAAAUCAGAAAGUUCAGCAAGUUCAACUAGUGAAGAUCUUACUAUUGAAAGUACUGAUUCAGGUGCCUUAAAUGAUUUUGAAACUCUUUCAAGUCCUCAGAUUCUAAAAUGUGACACUGAAUCAGUCACUCAGAAUUCACAAAUUGAGAUGACUGAACGUACACCUAUAAACCAUGUAGCAAAUCUGAGGGCAACAUUCUACAGGAUGACCAAUUCUCCAAUAAAAUCUGCUGACAAAAUAGUCAGUGCUCCAUUGACUCUAAUGCAAGCUUGUGUUCAGUGUUUCCAAGAUUUUUUUCAUACUUUUGUAUCUCAUAGAAUAUUCAAUGAAGACACUUCUGUUAACAAUCUCCUAGACUCAAUCACUUUACCUGUGGAUUCAAUACGCUGUUCAGAUAAAGAUUCUGUGAUUGGUAGCUCCUCUUCUGUCUACAGCCAAGAUGAAACUUUACGCAAGCAAAGUAUGGAAAGCAGAUUACCUCAGAAGAUAUCCGUAAAAUCAGAUUCAGAUUUUUGUGAGGCGUUUACAUGGGCAUGUCGUCUACUCGUUGAAUUUGCCAGUUUCCCUAUUUAUUGUACAGAUUAUCACAAAAUAUUAGAACAGUCUUUCCAACAAGAAGAGGACUCUGCACUACCCCCAUGGCUGCAAGAUUUGAUUCUUUGUAGUUGCUUUGUUGACAAUUUCCAUAUUCAAGUAGCAGCAAUUUCUACAAUGCUGGAUUUGGUUAGUCUGACUCAGUCAGUAGAAUGUGAGUCUCGUAGCAAAGAUGAUGGAGGCAGUGAACGGAAGCCGUCAUCUGGCAAUGAUGGUGGAACCAUAUCAGUAGUUAUUUUGCCAGCACUGCUGCCCAGGCAUCUCAAAUAUCUUAAUAACAAUACCCUUUUCUAUCAGAUGGUUGCACAAAAUUUAUGGAAUCAUCUUGAUGCAUCUACUUCUAAUAAUCAUCAAAGGAGUGUGGAAUUAUUCCAGCAACUGCACCAAGUAACACCAAACAGUUGGGUCUGUGAAGAUGUGAUUGGCAGUGCUCUUGUUGGAGAUGAACCGAAUAAACGUAUUGAAGCUUUCCGAAAAUUUACUGUUCUCUGGCAUUUAAUCCGUGAUAAGAAAACUAGUCGUGCCCCUGGAAUGCCUCUCAGAACAUUUGAUCGGUCAAUGUUUGCAGUAUUAGAUAGUCUCCGUGAAGAUACAAGUUCUGCGAAAACACUAGCUAGUACUUGGUUAAUGCACACUAUACAGCGUGGUGGCAUUUACAGAAUUCUAGAACCUACCCUUCUUAUUCUCUUACAUCCAGAUACCGCCAGAAUAUCCAUACAACAUGUAAAUAUCCAUCAACCCCAAAAAGUGAAGCUAUCAGAUGUGGAUGAGGAUAAAUCAGACACCAAAAUCUUUGCCAUCAGUAGCGAAGGGGGAAAUGUUAUUUAUCAUGUUAGUUCUAAGACCAAAAAUAUCUCAAAGAAGAAUGUUGAAGAGCUGAAAUCUUUUGCUCUAACUGUAAUGAACGAAAAAGGAUCUGGUGUUUUGACUGCUUCAACUAGAGCACAAAUUGAUAUGCCCUUUGACAGGGUGAACCCAGAGAAUCUCAAGCUCCGAAUCAAUCCCUUUGGUGGAUCAGAAAAUUCUCUUGAUCGGCUUAUAUUUGAUGGAUUUGAGCUUCCACCACCUGCUCAAAAUUUUGAUCUAAGAAGCAUCCGACGUUUAACAAAGGAAACUUGUUUAAAGGAAGGUAUAUAUUUUGAUGAGAAGGACCAACUGGAUAAUACUGAUCCCAUAGAAGAUCAGACUACUGGGGUUAAGCAAGAGUUAGCUGGCACAGUCACUGAUGAUCCAUCCAAUAAUGUGGUCACUGUUGAGGAACCUGCUGGUGAGACUAGUGAAAAUAUUGUCACUGGCAUUCUGGAUGAUCUUGUUAACAAAGUAACAAGGGAGCCACUGCUUUUGAGCAAACAAGUCGAUAUUCCCGACGAUUUCUCUCUUCCAGAUGGUAAAUCUGGCUCCAUGUCUAAAGACAGUAGCGUCCUUGAUGAUGAGGAUCUCCUGAAUGCUAUUGAUAAGAGAGGAUUAGAGAUUGAUUCUCCAACUGGCAGUGAAUCCGAUCUCUCUAGACCAUUUGGUAGAUCAUCAAAUAACAUUAGCAACAAUUUAGAUGAAAAUGAAGAAGAAGCUACAGGUAUACACACAUUGCAUAUGCAUAUACUUCUCUAUGUGCAGAAAUACGACUGUCAGCAAACUCUCUAUGCGCUAUCAACCCUCAAGUCUAUGCUUGUAACAUGUCCUCGGCUCAUGGUUACUGCCAUGGCAACAACCAGCAUCAGUAACAACAGAUUACAACAGUUGCCAAAAUUGCAGAUGCUUCUAGCAAGGCACCGAAAAUCAGUUUUUGGAAAUAACUUCUUUGGAGAAUUACCAUCGGAUGUGAUAUCAAACUACCGGACAAAUAUGUACUUAGAAAUUGUGAUUUCUCUUUGUUUAUACUUCAUUCGAUCAUACUAUCCAAAUCUGAUGAUGAGCAAGUUAUCACUUGAAGAACUUCAUGGUAACAAAGAGGUUCACAUACUCAGUGCUGAAAUUCUAACCCAUCUCGUAUCAGAGUUAAUCCAUAUAAUGAAAGAAAGUGGUAAAAGUUUUGUCUCUUACAUCAGUGAUCUUUUGAUGAAAUGCAAGCUGCAGAAAGCUAUUCUACACUCUGUUUUGGCAAGUGUCUACAAUUCACGCCAGAUAUCAGACAGUGUCAUGCAUCGAGUGAGUUUCACUGAAACUAUUAUAUCCUUUAACGAGGACAGCUUAGAACAAAGUGCUAAUGAAACUUUUCAAAUAAAGCUAUUAAACCUGUUGCUUGUGAUGAUUAUGUUGGAGGGUCAUAUUCAGUUAAUUAAGGGAAGUCCUAAUCAAACCAGUGGGGAUUCAGCAAAUAACGAUAAUACAUCUUCAUCCGUUGACUGGGAUCGCACAAAAGUAAACUUUAAUCCUUCUCUGUCACGUGUACGUUAUAACUCAGGACGGCCCAUUGUACAACAAGGCAUGUUUUUGUCUGCAGUUCUUAGUGCGCUCAAGCAAUCUCAUAGAGCUCAUAUGCAUCGUCACUGGAUUUCCAUGGUAACAGCUGCCCUGCCACAUAUGGGAAAGGCCAUGGCUUUGGUUGUUAUGAAUGUUGUUUCACAGCUUUGCCGCAACCUUGAAUCAAUUUCAUCUUUGUAUACAACUCCAAAGGAUGAAAGGAAGCAACAGAUGAAGAGUCUUCCUCCAGACCAUGUGUUGACUAUGUUAGAAGGAUUGACCAGAAUUUGUCACUAUUGUCUUUUGGACAAUAGUUCCCCUGUCUUAAUCAAUCAACACAGCCUGCCUAAUCUGGGGAUUCAAUCUGCUGUGGAUUCAUAUACUGCUGGCCAGAUCCUCACCAAUUUAAUCCAUGUAUUCAAUCCAGUCAGUGGUAGUCGGGAGGCCAAUUCCCAAAGUGAUGCUGCACUUUUAGUACCACUUUUGGAAGCCCGCACACACCUUUUAAGUAUACUUCCACGUAUAAUUGGGUGUAUGGCUACUUUAUGGAAAGCUAUCAAUGAAUCAGAAGAAAAUUUAGCUCUUCAGCAUAACUGGAUUAUAGGGGCACCCAAGGUUGUUCGUUCAUAUAUUUUGGAAUUUCUCAGUCCUGUUGCUGUUCCUCAUGGCUGCAAUUUACUUGGCUCUGUUGCUGUUGCCUGGAAUGACAGAAGACGAAAAGUUCCUGGCUAUAAUAAAAAGGUAAUACCAGUACCUUGCGAAGACCAACUUCUAUUAGUUCAAUUAGUGGAUGCCAUAAAAGUGUUACCAACUGAUACUUUGGUACAAACAGUGAAACAAGUACUUAAACAACCACCACCUUGUGAUCUUGGACAAACAAAGAAAUCUGUUUCUCUUGAGAUCAACAUGUUGCAGUUCUUCUACGCAUAUAUCCAACAAGCAUCUGUGCAACAGCUUCUGGAUUCUAAGCAGUCAUUAUUGUCUUUAUUAAAAGAAGGUCAAGCAUUAAACCUUUCACCACCUGGAUUAUUUCUGUUGUUAGAGAUUUUGAAUGAAUUUGUACAAAGGAUACCAAGUAUGGAAGAUAGAAAAAGCCAAAAAGAUAUUCAGGAUAUUGCUCAAAAGCUUGUAGAAGCAGUGAGCACAGUGGCAGGUCUAUGUUUAGAACAAACUACUUGGCUUCGAAGAAAUCUUGCAGUGAAACCAGGACCUCAAACUGAUAUUCUAGAAACUGAAGAAGGUGAAGCAACUGAAGAAAGUGAUGUAGAAUUGGCAAAUAUGGCCGAAAGGAAAGUCAUUGAGCCUCAACUUUAUUCAAAUACAGAUGUGAAAUACUGUGUACAGGCUUUAACCAUAUUGGCUGAGCUGACGGCCCCUCUCUUGGAUGUUGUUUAUGGCAGCGAUGAGAAGGAAAGAAUAGCCUCAUUCCUAACUUCUAUUAUGUACAAUGUCUUCCCAUAUUUGAGAAAUCAUAGCGGCCACAAUAUACCCAGCUUCAGAGCAGCUUCCCAGCUUCUAUCCAGUAUUAGUGGUUACCAGUAUACACGAAAGGCUUGGCGAAAGGAAGCAUUUGAUUUGCUGAUGGACCCUAGUUUUUUCCAAAUGGAUUUGAAGUGCUUAUGUCACUGGAGCAUUGUUAUUGAUAACCUGAUGACUCAUGAUAAAACUACUUUCAAAGACCUGAUGUCCCGUGUUGCCAUAACACAAUCUGGUUCCCUGAAUCUCUUCAGUAGCAAGGAACAAGAAUUUGAGUUACGUGCCCAGAUGCUGAAGCGGUUAUCUUUUACCAUUUUAAGUAGUGAAUCAGAUCAGUAUCAAAGAAACAUGCCAGAUAUUCAAGAGCGUCUUGCUGAAUGUCUAAGAACACCUCAAGUGCCAUCUGUUAUGUCACAAGUAUUUCUCUGUUUCCGUGUAUUAAUACUUAGAAUGUCUCCACUUCAACUGACUUCACUUUGGCCAAUUAUUAUCACUGAAAUGGUGAAUGUAUUUCUACAAAUUGAACAAGAAUUAUCAACAGACACAGAUGAAUUCAGAGUUUACAUCAAGACUCGUUCCAGAGCUCAACUACAGAGGAUAGCUGCUCUUGAAUCAAGCUGGGCUCAUCUCGGGAAUGGUCUGAAUGCUCACAACAAUCCAAUUUGGCUUCAGCUCUAUCUAAGUGUGUGUAAAUUGCUUGACAUGGCAUUAAUCCUACCAGCAGAUAUUAUUCCUCAAUUUCAACUCUACAAAUGGGCUUUCACAGGUGGACCUAGUAUUGAAGAUGACCAUCACGAAGAUCCAAAGCAGAACCCUAAGAUAAAAAGUUUUGUCUGUCAUGUAACUCGAAUCAGUAAACUCCUCAACAGUCGAAUACAAGGGGAACCCUCAAGCCUAAAAGUUGUUCAAGGACAGCCACUACUUAAUAUGAGCCAUAUUAGAUCUCUAAUGGAAUUACAACCAUUUUUUAAUGCUCUUUAUCAAGAAUCAAAAGGUUCAAAAUCUACUAGUCCUUCAUCUUUGAUACCCUCUGAGACAUUACUAACACCAAGGUCUUUCAUUCCUAAAUCUCGGUCUGCACCAGAAUUUGAUUAUCGAACCACAGUAAACUCUGAAAUACUUCCUUCCAGCAAUUUUUGUCCUUUAAACAACCAACAAGUCAUUGAAGAAUAUGUUAAAAAAGAUUUCUUAGAGUUUUUCCCUCCAUCAUAAAUAUGCUUAAUUCAGUACAAAUUGUAAAUGAAAAAUCAAACUGGGUUCUUGUUCAGUUUGUAACUUGUUUUUAUUUAUGUUACCUUCCUCUUAGGGAUAAUGUAUUGGUAUCCAACCAGACUUGUCUCAAAAAAAUUUAUAAUGUGAAAAAAAAAAGCAACAGAGAAAUAUUCUUUUUUAUUUUGUUGAAAACAUGCCAGUAUAGAAACACAGAUAUAUAAAAACAUUUAUCAUAAGAACUUUGACAAUCUGGUGAAACUGUAAAUUAAAACUAUUUCUGCUGUGUUUUUACCAUGAGCAUGAUCAUAUGUAUCAAAUUUAAUAAAAAUAUGUAAAAACAGAGA